GGCUGUGAAGUAUGGAGGAAAUCAAGAAUGCAGUUCAGAGUAUUCUUCCCAGUCUUCUUCCACAAGUACUGGAGGAAGCGUGUGAACACCUUAUAGGUUUAGGUGUUGAAACAGAAGAUGACCUAAAGUAUGUUAAGUCAUCUGAUCUUCUGAUGCUGAAGGACAUUCAAGUGCGGAAACUUAUUAAUAACUGGCAACAAGGGUCCACAACAUCUCAGAAAUCACAAGAGACUGCUUUAUCAGACACAUCUAUAAUUUCUGAAUCGGUUUCACCACCUUCAACCUCAGAGGAAGAAAGAGAAAUAGCAGCAAAUUUACAGCCUGGUGUAAAUCCUGUUUGGGCAGAUGAAUUUGAAAUACCAUGGUCAAAAUUUUCAAAGAAGAAUCUAAUGACAUGUUUACAAAAGAAGUUAAGACCUAAACCAUCAGCAAGAAGAGAGAUGGUGAGAAUUCUAGUUGAUGAAAUAAGUAAGAUCUCUCAGAAGCCAGAUGAGAUUGAAGGCACUCGUGUUGGUACUGGAUAUGAUUCCCUUCUGAAACAAUUGCAGUCACGGUUUGACAACAUAAAUAGAAAAUCUGACAGUAACUCAUUCAAAAGGAAACGUAGAAACUCCCUUGUAAUGGAGGAGGAAGAUGCUGUGAGAGCUGGUCCAGCCACCAAAAUAUACUUGCAUGAUAAGUAUGGAUGCAUUAAUUAUAUGCCGAGUGAUUACCCAGAUGGGGAAUCAGAAAGAACACAAGAAGAUAAGCAAUGCUUAUUAAAGCAGAAAUACAAAGAAAUAUUUCAUGAUGAUGUGGAAUAUUUGAUGAAGGAUACCUACUUUUCUCAAAGGCAAGACAUCAUACAAAGGAAAAUGGAUGUUCUUCAUUUAAAAAUAGAAUGGCCUUAUUUAUUUGAGGCAGCAGGAAUGUUCGUUCAUUUUAUGGAACUCACUGGCAUUAACAUAAGUGAAAAAGUAGAGUCUGCCAUUGCUAGUAAGGGAGCACGAAUUCUAAAAUGGAUAGAAGAAGAACCAAACUUGAAUAUAAGGAGAAUUCAACAGGAACUUGUGCAGGCUAAAGGCUCUGUUGAUAAUGGCAAUGCAGAGGUUGCAGCUAUGAUCUGUGCUGCUAUGUCUUACCUAAAUGAAAAAGAAGACUUUCUGUAUGUAUGUGUAAAGGUUAGUUUUCUAUAUUAA
This is a messenger RNA of Portunus trituberculatus (swimming crab), 1178 nucleotides long. RefSeq lists its product as uncharacterized. The coding region runs from base 12 to 1178 and encodes 388 amino acids. The transcript is spliced from 3 exons. The record is from RefSeq and is a predicted model, not a curated record. NCBI's taxonomy places the organism in Eukaryota, Metazoa, Arthropoda, Malacostraca, Decapoda, Portunidae.